Molecule: messenger RNA, 897 nt
Organism: Strongylus vulgaris
Lineage: Eukaryota; Metazoa; Nematoda; Chromadorea; Rhabditida; Strongylidae
Source: the annotation of a GenBank genome assembly
AUGAAUUGCAUUCAUUCCAGCUAUGCCUGCUCACUUUCUCUGACAUCAACGCAGUCUGGGCAUUAUGGACCGUUCUUCCGAUUGCAAGUGCCCAUCCCACAAGAGUUACCCUUUCCACCGCGUAUUGACUCUUCACAACCUCAGGUGUUCCCGGAGGCUCCUACUUUAGGAUCUACUGUGUACUUGGAAUGCUUCGCAUACGGGAACCCUGUGCCCGUAUACAAGUGGACCCGCGUAGAUGGAAGGCGAAUCAACAAGAAAGCAGUAUUGAUGCACUAUGGACGAGUGCUAAGGAUCGACCGCGCGGAAGCGUCAGAUAACGGCAGAUACAAGUGUUCGGCGGGAAACUCGCUGGGAAUCGCAGCUGGAGAAGUUACACUAACAUUAAGAACACCUCCCAUUAUUAUCCUCCCCUUGGCUGAUCGGGUGGUUCCGUCUGCAUCUGCAUUUACCCUAGAAUGCCCACUUUCUACUAUGGAUAUGCAAUCAUCUGUGGAGUGGUUCAAAGACGCUAAGCCAAUUGUACCUCUUCUUAUGCCUAGUCAACAAAGACGACGAUUUACAGUGCAGCAAAACAUCUUGACAGUGAACUCUACUACAGUAUCUGACUCCGGAGUUUAUCAAUGUGUUAUAAGCAAUGAAGUAGGAAUGGCUUCUUCUUCAGCUUACGUGCUGAUUCGUGACUCACCCCCAGUUUUUCCUCGACAGUCAAUGCCAAAAAAAUUGUUUGCUGUGAAUGGAAGCUCAUUGUCAGUUCCAUGCUACUACUACGCUUCUCCAAGAGGACAUAGCAGAUGGGCGGACGCAGGUGGAGUCAAGCUGCCUCACAAAGGACGAGUUCGUGACCAUCAUGGAGUGCUUCACAUUGAAAACGUGCUACAUGGUAAUGCAUCCUAA